CAGAGGUAAACGUCGUCGUAUGAGCAGCACGCUUGCUGAGUUGGUUCCCCCUCGCAAUCCCAUGAACUUUUGCCGUUAAUGGAAGAACAAAAACGUUUGUACUACCACUCCUCAGUGUUGCUUCUCCUUCAAUUCGAUCUUCCUCCGUCGCAAUAACAAUGGCGGAGCAAGACAUAGCUUGGGAUUUUCACCUCCGAAAACUCUCUGCUAGUGGCAGAGACUCCAACACCGCCAACGAUCCCGCUUCCGAUCCCUCCCUUCUUCUCUCCGUGAAGAAGCUUCAUCAACUAUGCAAGACCGAAAACUCCGAGGACUUGGUGGCUAGGGUUUAUCCCCCGAUUAACAAGAUUUUCCACCGCGCUGUUGCUUCCCUUCCUCAAUCUCGAACCUCCAAUGGCCUUCUUCUACUAGCAGUUCUUCAGUUUUACCUAGACUUUGGGGAGAUUGUUCUUCACGAUGCUGAUCCUAGUCUUAGGACAUUUUUUCGUUCGUGCUUGAGCAGGGAGUUUGCUGAUCCUGUUGUCGCUGAGGCAACGCUUGAAUUUCUCAUUAUCAACAAGAAGAAGCUUCAGACUUCCUUCCCUAAUCUAUUGCCUCAGUUUUUUCCUUUGUUGUUAAAGUUGAUUGCUUGGAAUGGGGACAGAUUAGAGAAGCUAUUUUUGAAAGCCUUCCCGAGCUUCAUGUCACCUGGGUCAUUUAUUCCCCUAUUUCCAUAUUUAAUAGACUUGCCAAUUUUGGUAGUAGCAUUGGAAAAGGUGGAAAAAAGCUCAGGACCACUAAUUGGGAGCAGCAUAGCUUCUAUUCAGAAAAAUACUGCCCCUAAGAUGCUACUUGCCCUUAUGGAUGAGGCAUAUACUGGUUCAACUAUAGAAGAUGGUGGAGGAGAUUCUGAAUCUGAGGAUAGCAGUGCAAUUGAUGUAGCUGAUCCUUUGUUCCUUGAGCUUUUAAAGGAUGAAAAUGAUGGUAUCGCUGAACGCCCGUGGUCAUCUCCAGUGAUGGCCACAAUAUUGCAGGCUGCGGUCAACAGUCCUUACUCUGAUAGGCUGAAAGCAACACUCAGCAUGGCACCUCAUCUUCUUGAUGUGUACUUCUCCACAGCAUUGCAUAAUGUUAAUAAUUCUUUGAUUUGUGCAUUGAUUCCCCUGCUUAUGUCAAGAUUCGCCACAAUGUUUCCAGACAAAAUAUUUUCAUAUGAGGUUCGUAAGCGGCUUUUGGAGUUUAUGCUCUCUACAUUUCAGCGCUCACCAAACUUCAUUGCCCUUUUAAAGAAACCUAUAAUGGACAGACUUGGAGAAGCUUAUGACAGCCCAGACAAGACAGAAUUGGCCUUGCAAUUAUGUUGGGCCAUUGGAGAGCAUGGUGGAGGUGGUGGAUCUCACAAAGAUGAAGCUCGAGAGCUUUUUGAGAGUUUAGAACUACUUCUGUACGAAAACCUUUCCUCAAGUCGUCUGGGCCUUUCACAGGAGGUAUCCCUUAGUUCUGAUAAGGAUACCUACAGAAUGUCAUCACAGUCCAGGCUUUUAUGUUUUGUUGUGACAGCCAUUGCAAAGCUUGCUACGCACCAUCGAGAGUUACUACCUAGAGCGCGUGUAUCCUUGGGCAAGGUAGCUCGAUCUCGAAUUUCAGAUGCUAGAGUAUGGAGACGUGCAUGUGAUUUCUUGGGUUUGAUGAAAGACCCUGCUAUAUGUUCAUCCAUUCUGGGGCCUUCGCCAUCUGCACAAGGCACAACACAGAAAGUAGGCAGCAUAAACUGGAGUGAAGGUUCAACAAAAAUGAUUGCACAUAUUCCAUUUUACAUUCUAGGGGAACAAGAAGGGCCACCAUUUCAUGAUUUCUCAUUCUCAGAGAUCAUUCCAAGUAGAUGAUGGAAGCUGAAAUUAUACCAGGUGGUCAUCUUUAUUUUCUCCCAGUAUGGUCAUCUUAGUAGUAUCGUUGUGAUCUAUCCUAAAUUAUUUUUGUUUAAUGUGUAUAAUGAUUAAGCCCUCCGUAAAUAAGCAUUCACCUUUUAGUUAUAUAUUAUAUCACUAGAUUUUUGGUUUCUUGCUUGGCUUCUAGCAUUCACUCCUAAAAAUUUAACACUUUAUGAGUGGAUCUUGACUCUUCAUGUCGAAACAAUGAUUUUGUCCGCCCCAUUAGAAAAUAUUCAGACUAACAUAAUGUGAGUUUUCUGUUCAAUUUGUGUAUUAAAAAAGAAUUGUUGGUUUGUA
Cajanus cajan (pigeon pea) is the source of this 2207-nucleotide messenger RNA. RefSeq lists its product as uncharacterized. The record is from RefSeq and is a predicted model, not a curated record. NCBI's taxonomy places the organism in Eukaryota, Viridiplantae, Streptophyta, Magnoliopsida, Fabales, Fabaceae.